Molecule: messenger RNA, 1874 nt
Organism: Macrobrachium nipponense
Lineage: Eukaryota; Metazoa; Arthropoda; Malacostraca; Decapoda; Palaemonidae
Product: zwei Ig domain protein zig-8-like
Exons: 7
Coding region: 385-1470 (361 amino acids)
Biological process (GO): synapse organization
Cellular component (GO): neuron projection membrane
Source: RefSeq, a predicted model, not a curated record
UAUUCGGAUGUGUUGCUCUCGCGACCAGUUUCAGUGUCUCGGUAACGGCGACCCUGAUACGGUCAUUAGUAAAGAUUGUGUUUAUCUGUUGUAUUUGUCUUUACAUUUUAUUUAAUUACAGUCAAAUAAGAUUGUAUCAAAUAAUUUUCCGGAAAUAAGUGAGAACCAUACUUAUUAAAUAAAAAAAAAAUCAAAGAAAAAGUUCAUCUGUGGGGAAAUUUUCGGUAAUAUAAAAUAUACUUUUCCAUAACUUUUACUUCAAUCGUGGGAUGAAAUGAUACCGUUAGUUUUGCCUAAGGAAAGAAUGCAUUUGACUUGCAAGUGAUAAACGGUCAGUUCAGAAUCCAAAAGUUUUUGAAAGUAAAAAAUAAAAAGUUUACCGAAAUGACGUGGGAUUUCAAUUCGCUGUGGAUGCUUUGUGGAGUAUUGCAUCUCGUCUUUGUAGGAGCAGCCAUCGUGUACAGCCCAUCUCUCCAAGUCCCAUACGUGCGAAGCUCCGACGAUAGGCUGCAGUUUUACCGCAAGCACCACCAUCACCCAAACACCAGAACGAGCAGGAGCAACGGCAACAGCAUCGCCAGAACAUCUUGGAGGCAGUUGGAGGCUAACCUCAGCGGCAGCAGCAGCAGCCCCGUGCAGCCUAUCAAGCCGCUGCUGGAUCUGAACUCGGGGUAUUUCGAGGGAGGCAACAGCAUCGCUUCUCUCCCCAUGUUCGACGCUGCCACUCCCAGGAACGUGACGUUCUUGGCUGGCCAGUCUGCUUACCUUCACUGCCUCGUUCAUAACUUGGCUAACAAGAGCGUUUCCUGGAUCAGACAGCGCGACUUGCAUAUCCUGACAGUGGGGAGAUACACGUACACAACCGACCAGCGUUACCAGGUCAUACAUUCGCAGGGAUCCAAAGACUGGAUACUGAAAAUCAAGUACGCCCAGGAACGCGAUGCUGGCAACUAUGAGUGUCAGGUGUCCACGAAGCCUGUCAAGACAUACGUUGUUUAUCUCAACGUUUACACCGCUGCCAGAGCAGAGAUCAUAGGAUCGCCUGACAUGCAUGUUGAUGUGGGAUCGACCAUUAAUCUCACGUGCAUCAUUACUCAUAGUUCGGAUCCUCCGACUUACAUCAACUGGUUUUACAAUCAAGAGCCUCUUGAAUAUGACUCUCCACGAGGAGGCAUUACCUUGCUAACGGAGAGAGGAAAAACUACAACUGGUUAUCUUCUCAUUCAGAAUGCUAAGCCAUCAGACACAGGGAACUAUUCUUGCUCUCCUUCGAAUACGAAACCUGCAACGCUGAGAUUGCAUGUACUUAAUGGGGAGACUCCAGCAGCUAUGCAGACCAAUGGCACGUCGAGAAUACUUCCUUCGUAUUUCGCGGAUGUUAUUUUCCUCGUCGUGUUCAUCUGGUCGUUGUCUUUUUAUUCCUCGAUACAGUGUAUAGGAACCACGAACCACGAUGUAAAAGUGGCAUGAUAGUGAGAUAUGAAAUGGAGAUAAGGAUUAAUGACAUCCAAUUCUCUGACUCACUCGACGAAAGUUGCGGCGUUUCAGUUGCAUGAAAUGUAUUCGUUUCUGUCAACUUCGCUUGAUUUUUUUUCAUUUAUUUUUAUUUACCACAUAAGACAAAGUGGUAACAGUUUUUAGUGAAAGCAUUCGACAUAAACAGGAAUCAACAUUUCUUAUGAUCUGUGUUCGUGUCUGAAAUAUAAAUUCUCAUAACGUUAAGCAAUUCAGAAAAUUAACAUUUUUGAGAAAAUAUCUAAAAGGAAGUGUAUUUUAUUAUGUACAUUACUGACUGUUAUGAUGUUAUCUGUACUUUUGUAUACAAAAGUUUGUGAAUAUAUUACUGAAUGUUCACCAGUUGAAAGGUGAUGUAU